CACAAAGUUGGUCGGCAUCACACUUCUUCCACACAUCAAACUCAAUGGAAGUACCUUCGACAUUGUGAAAUCCAUUGUCCUUGAAGAGGCAUAUCUUUAUAUAAUUUACUUGUAACGAUGAGACUGCCUUGUGAAGGUGUGAUGAUCAUCCUCUGCUCUUGGCAGGUUUUCCAGAUGAUCCCUGCGUCAGGAUUCUCUUCUCAAGGCGUAUCCGUGGCAACGGUUCCAAGGAGGAAGCACAUGUCACGAUCCGCCACAAUUGAGUCGACGCCUACAAACACAGAGCAUCAUGUUGGGGAUCGCCUUAGCUUGCCUCCGAGGAAGCUCCUGAUACAUUGGAGAGGCGAAGAUGUCGAAGGCUAUAGCUUUGCUUUUCGGCACCCAGAACUUCUUGGAGCGCUGGCUGCUGUCACCAACAAUCCACUACUGGAAUCGCAUGAGGACUCGUCACCAAUCCACUUUUGCAACGCUCUCAACUACAACGGGGAAUCGGAACUUCCAGAGGUCAAGCUGAAAGCCUUCAAUUCUGCCAUGCAAUGGGUCACCCAUCAUGGCAAGGCCGGACUUGAUGGCGGUGGUCCGUGGAUGAUUAGCAGAAACGACAUUGCCGUUGCAGCAUCCAGAUGUGCUCUGAUUCACACCAUUUAUGAAGUGGUAGCAGAGGGUCAAUCCUACAGUGACCUGGCAGUCCAUGCCAUGGAAAACGGAGGAUUUGAGGACAUGAUGACGGGGGGUGAAAAUCAGGAAGAUACCUGGGCAGUAAGGGUACGCCAUUAUGGCGGGGAAGCUGAUUCCAAGAAGGAGAGACGCAGUGGCACCCGAACGAGAUCCUGUACCAUGGAAAAGGAGGCUCUGCUGGCUCUCAAGCCGAUGCUGCUAAAGUUUGGUGGAGGUGUGGACCUGAAGGAUCCUGAUUGCAAAAUAAAUGUCUUUGAUGGGUUGGAUGGCACCGGUAGCGCCAACAAGGUGCUCGCACGGAAAAUGGGAACGGGACUUCCAAAGCUGUUCUCAAUUGCUCCAGCCACUCGGAUUUGUGUCACCACUACCCCCCUGGAACCAAUAGCCGCCUGUUCAUUGUGCAACAUUGCCGGUGUCUCGACAGAUCAAACUAUUUUGGAUCCUUACUCGGGUUCGUGUGCCAUUCUGUUGGCUGCAGCCAUGAUGGCACCCUCCUGUCAAACGGUAGGUGUCGACGUUGCCCAUGACGGCCUCAUCAACCGCGAUCACAUUCUGCAAGACUUUGAGUUUCGCGGAUUGGCUCGCCCAAAGGCCAUCUUUCGGGGCGAUUCUAUCGACCCCAUGGUCCGCGAUCGGGCCCGAGCCGCCAUUGGCGAGGAGCCCUUUGACCACAUUAUUACAGAUCCACCGUACGGAAUCCGCGAAAAGAUGGACGCCAAUGCUCCGUCGCCUCUGGAAGACUUGUUUACGGCCUUGGAGCACGACCGUGACCGGGGUCGCCGACUUUUAAAGGUUGGUGGAAGAUUGGUCUGUUUUGUUCCCUGCAACCCAACAGUGGACAUUCAAAAAGUGUUGCCCAGUCAGGCAAAGACAGAACGGGCCGGAAUGAAGUUCCUGCAAUCCCAAGAGCAACCCUUGAACAGUGGAUUGAGCCGCUGGCUAGUCUCGUACGAAUGCACCAAAUAACUACUAGUAUCUGCCUA
This is a messenger RNA of Seminavis robusta, 1661 nucleotides long. NCBI's taxonomy places the organism in Eukaryota, Bacillariophyta, Bacillariophyceae, Naviculales, Naviculaceae. The record is from the annotation of a GenBank genome assembly.